Messenger RNA from Stylonychia lemnae, 807 nucleotides. The record is from the annotation of a GenBank genome assembly. NCBI's taxonomy places the organism in Eukaryota, Ciliophora, Spirotrichea, Sporadotrichida, Oxytrichidae.
AUGGACUUUGUUGUGAUGAUAUUGACAGCUGUUGGAUUUGUGACUUUCUUAAUGCCAAGCAAGGAUAAAUAUUGGGUUCUACUUUUGAGGUUUUUCUUAGUUGACAUUCCAAGGUUGGCUUCAUUUGUGUUACUUUUGAGAUUCUAAGCUUCUCAGAAUACGAGAUUGUUUAUGUUUGUUGCCAGAUUCGUUACAUUACCUAUUGAAGGUAUCCUGUUUAUAUAUGCUUACAAGAGUAUUAAAGGAGCUAGCAUAGGUAUGGUUUUCUAUUAUGGCUUCUUUCUACUGAUGAAUAUAUAUUUUGGAUUCAUGAUUUACAAGUAUUUCUUGACAACUAGCUAAGAAGAGAUAUAAAUUGAAUUAGAGCGACUAGGGGAGGAGUAAGUUGAUGUGAUUACUGACGAAUAAGCUGCAAAAUAGCGAAUCAUGCUAGAUCAAAAAUGGGCAGGAAAUAGAGCAAUGAAUUACGACAGUACACAGCAAGACGACUUAAGUCCAUAGUACAAGAAUAACAACAGAGAUGUCAAGGUGACUAUUAGUUUGGACCAUAUAAAUGAAAACGACGAAGAUGAAGGAGAGGAGUAAUAUAUUUUCAAUCAAAAUGGCCUGCAAAGUUAAGUUAAAGAUAAGAAAGCCACACCUGCUAAUAGAUAGAAUCAAUUGAACAUUUUUGAUGUGAAUCCAGAGGAAAUACACUUGGAUGAAGAAUAUUUGACUAAAGAUUAUAAAUAGACUAAUAAUGAGGACAAAAUUGAUCAUCAAAUUCAGAUAGUCGAUGCUGACGACAGUGAGAGGUACAAGAUUUGA